AUGGCGCCAAGCAAGAGGGGUUGGCAGAUGAUUGAGAUCGUUUCGGUCUUGGUCGCUCUGUGCCUGAUCUCGCUGGUGCUGCGUGUCUUUGCUCGCAUUCGCAGGAGAGUCGGGUUCGGCGUCGAUGAUUAUCUGAGCAUGCUGUCCAUGGUGCUCCUCAUUGGCAUGUUGAUCGAGCUGAUUCUUUGGUGUACAAUCGGAGGCAAUGGAGUCCAUAUCGCGGAUCUCUCCCCCGAUACCCUCGUGAACUACUGGAAGAUCUUCCUCGCCAACCAAUUCACGUACUUCCUACUCAGCCCUUCUAUCAAAAUCUCCAUCAUCUGCUUCUACCGCCGCAUCUUCGCAACCCCAAAGUUCCAAAAAGUCAGCUUCGGCAUAAACUGCCUAAUCGCCGCAUGGGGCACAGGAAUCUUCCUCGCGUGCGCCGGACAAUGUCGACCCUUACGCUCCUACUGGGACCACAGCACGAAAGGAACAUGUUUCAACGCGAAAGAAUUCAUCGUCGUCAACCAAGCCUUCAACGUAGUCAUGGACUUCGUGAUCCUCGUCCUGCCCAUCCCAAUGAUCUGGAACCUGCACCGCGCAUGGCAAGACAAGCUCGCCCUAAACGGGGUAUUCGCCCUCGGCACCUUCGUCUGCUUCGCCAGCAUCUACCGCAUCGUCGUGCUCUUCUGGAUCAGCCCGUCCGACCCAACCUUCACCGUCUACCAGGCGACGCUGUGGACGCACAUCGAGCCUGCCGUUGGUCUGAUCUGCUCCAACUUGCCGAUUAUCCGCGGUCUGUUCCCGGCGUUUAAGCUGACCACCUCGCGUAAUGGAACGGGUCCGGCGUAUAUCAAUACCGAUUACACGAAUUCUUUGUUCUUGUCGAAUUCUGGUCCGCGCUCGCCCGAUCUCGAGUAUGCUAAGAUGUAUAAUGCGCAGAUCGAGAGCAAGCCGCCUGGUUACCUUGGUGAUGAUAUCCAUCCGCAGACGAUUAAUGUUCAGACGGAUAUUUCUAUCAUCCCGGGGAAUGAUUCUACUACGAGGCUGAACCACUGA
Penicillium roqueforti is the source of this 1041-nucleotide messenger RNA. RefSeq lists its product as uncharacterized. NCBI's taxonomy places the organism in Eukaryota, Fungi, Ascomycota, Eurotiomycetes, Eurotiales, Aspergillaceae. The transcript has 3 exons. The record is from RefSeq and is a predicted model, not a curated record. The coding region runs from base 1 to 1041 and encodes 346 amino acids.